AUUUUUGACGCCCGCCCCUUUGUCCUUGCCAUUGUACACAACCAAUUAUUCUGGGCAUUGCAGGAACCCCGCAUCUGACCUUUCAAUGCUUGGAGUUUCUUCUAAAAUAGCAACAAUUGCUCAGCCCUGCUUAGUCAUCUACCCUGAACCCGAAAAGGCGCAAGCGGAGAAUCCCUGAAAAUCGAUCGACGAGAAGACUGACCAGGGGAUUUGCAUGGUGACAAGCAUUUCCCUCCUGUUCCUCAAGCCGGAGCUGGUCUCCCCAUGCCUUUUGGAGAUUGACGAUGAGUUCGUUCCACAACUUGGUGCUACAGGCAAAGAAGGCGCGCGCUGUCAUCAAUUACAGAGGAAGGAAGUCGGAUGCCAAGAAGAAUAAUCUGUCCAAGCAUGCUGCAGGCUCAUCAUCAGUGUCCUCGUCAGUUGUGGAGCUAGUUCCGACGUCUUCCCCCUGGGAUCUCCUCCCAGUCGAGAUUCAGAUCAAGAUAUUCGCCCACUGCGGUGUCACGGACUUUCUGCCCUUAAAGCUUGUCUGCAAAUCAUUCUAUCUACUGCUUAACUCGCAGGAACAAUGGAUCACCCGGCAAUACCUCCGUCAACGUCGCCAUGGAACACUCCCCUCCCCGAUAGAUAGCGAAAGGACCUAUACUCGGAACCCGGAGGAUGAUGCAGUAUUGCUAUCAGAUUUGUUUCCACCCGCGAAGAGCGCUAAGGGUGGCCACAUAUACACUUUCAAGUAUAUAUCCGGCCUGCGUCGCCGGCAGACGCUUUGUACAAGACUUUGCUGCUACCUCGCGGACCGUGUCAUGGACCGGUUUGUGCACAGCGAACCGGCGUUCAUGAAAUCCAUGUUUGCUUCCAAAGCCGAUCGCUGCGUCUUCGUGCAAAGGACGACUGCGCGCUUAUGGUUUCAUCUCACUCCACUCAUGUAUUAUGCUCUAUACUUCCUUGAGACAUAUGCUCUUGCCAGGCGAGAGCAGACUAAUGUUCUCCUGCGUGACUGGGAAGCUGGACGCUUGCCAGUUCCUGUACCCCCACACAUCCGUAGAGCCAUGUACCGGGACUUGCAAGUAAAGAUAAUCAGAUCACCUCCUUUUACUGACACCCCUACCCUCAUAGCCACGCAUCACUGCAUGCAACUUCUAGUCUCAUACUUGCGGUAUACUGUACCACCGGAUGAGCCUACAGUUUCGGAUGACAGUUGGAUUGGAUCCUUGCUUACAGUGUCGCCAUUCCUCCGAAUAGUGGAGUACUUCUCCGCUGAAAUCGGAGAUGGCGGCAAUCAGCGGAUGCAGCGAAAGGACUUCAUGCACAAUUUUCAUAACGAUAUCACCCUAAAUGAAAAGGACGACAUCAACAUGUUGGUCUUCCAGAAUGUCCCGAACGUGCAUUUGCAUGGUUCCGUGGAAGAUGUCUGGUUCGAUGUUGUGAAGGAGGAAUUGGCUCUAAGAAAGGCGGCGCCGCAUCAUGCAGAGCGCGUCAUGGUUUGGACAGGGUUGCCUGUCCUGUUCAGCUGCCAAGACUGUCGAAUUCCAGAUGGAUGGCGUGCAUAAUGCAUUCUGUCAGUUUAGCAAGCAUUGCAUUCUUUGCAUUCACAAGGCAAGGCGUUUCAUAGGGGUUUUGGUGUACUCCAUGGCGAAGAAUAUAUCCAUCUUCAUGGCAUGAGCUCUUUGCUCGUCUAGGUGUUACUCUUUUGACAUAACAAAUUUUGCAGCGGCUACUACAAAUGAAUGGAGAUUUCUAUUAUCU
Aspergillus eucalypticola CBS 122712 is the source of this 1746-nucleotide messenger RNA. Its product is annotated as F-box domain protein. The transcript has 3 exons. Bases 285 to 1550 code for a protein of 421 amino acids. Gene Ontology annotation, molecular function: protein binding. Lineage: Eukaryota; Fungi; Ascomycota; Eurotiomycetes; Eurotiales; Aspergillaceae. The record is from RefSeq and is a predicted model, not a curated record.